This is a messenger RNA of Solea senegalensis (Senegalese sole), 3622 nucleotides long. It is a transcript of the gene gnb1l, whose product is annotated as guanine nucleotide binding protein (G protein), beta polypeptide 1-like. The coding region runs from base 206 to 1195 and encodes 329 amino acids. Lineage: Eukaryota; Metazoa; Chordata; Actinopteri; Pleuronectiformes; Soleidae. The transcript is spliced from 8 exons. The record is from RefSeq and is a predicted model, not a curated record. Gene Ontology annotation, molecular function: protein binding.
CCUGCUCUCUGCCUGAGUCUCUGUGACAACUCUCAACGCCGCGGUUUCUCUCUGAAAUGCAUACCUGCGGUUGGUUGGGUUUCCUCAGCUGCCCGGCCUACAAACAACAUAAAAGCCUCAGCUCUUAGUUCUGCCUUUGGGACAACGGCUGUUGAUCACAAGCAGAUGGCUCUCAGCAUCCAAACAAUGAUUGCAUGAACCAGGGAUGUCUCGUCCCGCUCCGUCCCCCAUCUACACCCUGAGGGGAGCUGGAGGGCCCCUUAACACCCUUCACUUCAGCUGCCUUGCAGGGGACACUCCCCUCUUAUUUUCUGGGUCAGGACAUGGCGUCGUCCAUAUCUGGAACCUGAACAGCAGGAGGGCUGAGAGGAACUUAGAAGGUCAUUCUGGUAGCUCGGUCAUCUGGGUCAACACACUGCAGUCAACGGGAGCCCUCCUCAGUCAGGGACGGGACAUGCAGGUCUGCCAGUGGGACCUGAGAGAAGGUCGCAGUGAGGUAGUGGACUCUGUAUGGACCGGCAGCGUUGGAUUCUGUCAGUGCUCCCUGCUGGAGACGAGCUCUGGAAGCUCCCUGCUUGCCUUUGCUGGACAACAGACAGAGGAGAUCAAGAUCAUUGAGCUGCCCAGUAAGAAACCAGUCUGCACCCUGGUACCAGAUGCUAAGGUGGGGAUGGUCAUGUGUAUCAAACUCUGGCAGCCAGACUCUGGUCCUGGGCCUCUCCUGUUGGCUGGUUACGAGGACGGGUCCCUGUUGCUGUGGGACGUAACCCAGAGGUGCAAGCUGAGUGAGGUCAAAGCCCACCCUGAGCCCGUCAUGUGCCUGACCUUUGACACCAAGCGUCUGAGGGGCAUAUCUGCCUCCUGUGAAAAGAAGCUCUCCUCUUGGAUACUGGACGGACAGAACAACCUGCAGCUCCAGGACCUCAGUGUGACGUUAGUCAACCCCGGUGUUUCCCAGCUGUGCGUCAGGGAGGACGGCAAACUUCUGGCUUCAGCAGGCUGGGACCACCGAGUGCGGGUAUUUGGCUGGAAGAAGCUGCGACCACUGGCUGUGCUUCAGUACCACAGUGACAUGGUGUUAAGUGUGGCCUUCUCAGACCAUCAGGACCCCAGACAAAGACUGCUGGCUGCCGGAUCCAAAGAUCAGAGGAUCAGCCUGUGGUCAAUAUACAGCGAGGGAGCCAACAGUAGCUGAACGUCUGAGCUGGAGGAGGACAAACAGACUUUGACUCAAACGUUGUCAUCUGGACUGAUGCAGGGAUUCGACUGCUGGAUAUUUCCUACAACCUUAAGUAUUUCAUUAGACCUCAAAGAAUUGAGCAAAACAAAAAAAAAACCUUCCCCCCCAAGUUGUACCACAGAAGCAUUUCUGUUAUUUACCCGGACCACAUUUUAAAACGGGUGGACAAAAAUAAUAAGAAAUACAAUACAAUUCACCAAAAACUAAACCCUUUAAAAUGCAGCUGAAAGAACACCUCAUAAAGAAAACUGGACAUUGGACAUUUCAAGAGCUGGACUUUUUUAAGGCCAUAUGAAAUUGCAUUAGCUUGUGUUUUACCUCGUAAAUUGUUUCUUUUUGUUUGUCAUGACCAGAAUAAUGAUGCCAAGUACAUCCGAUAUGCUAAUGUUCUUGGAAAAAAAAAAAAGAAUACUUAAAGGUUUUUACAUUAAAUAUAAUGGCAUGAAUCUCACCAUUAGAGCUGCACAAUUAAUAUGCAGUGGUCCAAUGUCAAAAACGAAACAGACUCAAAAACAAUUUAGUUAUUUGAUAAAGAUGUGACGAAACGGAUAAGAAACAUUUUCUUAUGUUCUAUCAGAAGUAAUUUCAAUAUGUUUUUCAUCAUCAUAUUGUGCAGCUCUACUAAACAUGCAAAAUUAAUUUUUCGUGUUAAGCCGAGUGAAAAUGGCUUCUCUCUUUCAAAUGGUUAAUUCGGCUUUAGAGAUGUUUUCCAGCCUUCAGAUUUCUAAAAGCCUGACGUGAUGGUUUGCGCAGCUAAAGGUGAUUGUGUUGACUUAUCUGAUGGGAGAUUUGCUUCAGUGGACUUGAAUUUGUGCUAUACAGCGCGCACCUGAGCUGCUGUGUAAUCCAGUGUUGUUAUUCUAGCAGGUCGUAGGUGAACACACAGGCGCUGCGGCCUGACCUGAGCUGUGUUUGUCAAACAAGGUUAAUCACAGCAGCGGACGCAGAGAAUAGUGAGAUGUUGGUUUAGCAAAGCUGCUGAUUUUGCUCCUGCUCUCCUUGGAAAGAGGUAUUUGUCGAUGAACUGAUUUGUUUUAUUCGAGCUUCAUUUAAAGAAGGAAAAAAGGCAAAAAGAAUAUUUUACUAAAGGAGAAUUUAGAAACAUUUUCAAAGUAAAAUAAUCUGUAUUUUAACAUCCUUUUGAUCACACAUUUAAAAUGAAUGCAAAUACAGAUGUCAAACUGACAUUUGUCAAGAAAGAAAGUCCCAGAGAAAAUACAGAGGUGUUGUUUUUCUGUCCACCAUCCCUAAUAAUAUCUCUGCAUGAGAGCUCAUGUGUUACAACACUGUGUUGAGAGGCCCCGGCGGGGGCGGGGCAGAGUUUCAAACGCUAGAUGUUCUGCUUCAUAAAGGCUUUGUCUCCUGGGAUGACCCUGAACUGAGAAGCUCAUCGUGCAGUACAGGAAAGGCCUGAGAAAUCAAAGAGCCAGACUUGGUAUAAUGGCCUCCGAUCAUUAGUGAGCAGAGGAAAGACGAGGUCAUUUACCAGACAAGGCGGCCUUACUGUGACGCUACUGUCCCAGAAAACAAGUGUGUAACUCCAGUGUUACGCCUCGAAUUCAAGUUUUUAAAGCUGCAGUGUGUAACCUUUUUUGUGUGAUAUUUUUAUUGUUGUAACAUUUUGUAUUGUCAGUUUGUAGCUGUUAUGAUUUACUAAAUGUUCUUACUCGUCAAUCACUUCCGGUGUGCGGUGCAAGAAUGCAGCUGGGCGACCUCUGACCUCUAUACUGAGAUACUUAGAGAUUCAUGUGCGGCUGAUGAGGCUUAAUCAGCAUUGUGUAAACCCAUUAGACGGUGGUUUGGAUCUAACAUGCAGUCGUCCAUAUUUAGAAGUUAUGCUCUACUUUUUUGCUCGCUGCCAGCAUUAUCUUUAGGCAGGUGUCAUUUUUGGAUUGUUGUUCAGUAAUAUGUCAAAGGUAAAGGGAUGUGAAAGCUGAUACUGAUAUCUAGUGUUAUCAUUACAUCAAUUGUUGAAAGCUUUUGUCAUUUUACAAAACCCCUGGACUAAGGAUGUUGUCCCCCUCUGCCACCAAGUACCUGGUUUUAAUGACAUGUUUUCCUUGUCCCUCACACAGCUCCAUCUAUGCCUUUUGUGUCUGACCCCACUGGUGACAUCUCGUAUUCAUAAUAGCUUCCUCACUCUCCUGUUGGCUUUGAACAAACACACGGAGUGGCGUGGGCCAGCUUCCGUCCAUUCUCUGAUAAAUCAAAUGCUGUGUCCACUGGUGCAGAUGUCUGCUGAAUGGAGCAGACAGACAGACGGACACCCACUGGCCUCAGAAGUGGCUGCUGGACCUCGUUAAUCACUUCAUAAUGGAUCAUUUAGGAAGUCAAUAAAUGGACAGGGAAGCUGUCGGCACAACAGGCCCCGUGCUUCACUUA